CGGAAGGGAAAUUGAUAUUGGAAGAUGCCUUUGUCUGGACUGUGGCUUGGAUAGAACAGGACAGGACAGAGAGAGUAUGUGAUAGGUAGAACUAUGAGAAUGAAUUUGAAUUAUCCAGAAUGUGAAUUUUGAACUGACUUCAGGGAAAAGACAACCAUAAAGAGGAAAGAGAGAUGAUUGGAAAUCAAAGGGGCCCAAAAAAGCACAAGGGAAAAUUGGAGAAAGAACCAUCUUCUCCUCAGGAUGCUGAUGUCCAUAAACUCCUGGUUCCACAAAGUUUCAAAGGAAGGAGAAGAGGAAAGUGCCCAGUGUGCGGAAAGAUAUUUAAAUAUAAAUCACAAUUAAAUAUGCAUUGCAAACUCCACACAGAGGUGAAGCCAUUUAAAUGCGUGGAGUGUGGAAAGAGCUUGAGUUGUAGCGGAAGUCUUAAUGUACAUCUUAGAACCCACACAGGGGUGAAGCCAUUUAAAUGUGUGGAGUGUGGGAAGAGCUUCAGUCAAAGAGGAAGCCUUACAUUACAUCUAAGAACCCACACAGGGGAGAAACCAUAUAAAUGCAUGGAGUGUGGAAAGAGCUUCACUGAUAGUGGAAAACUUACCCAACAUCAAAGAACCCAUACAGGGGUGAAGCCAUAUGAAUGUGAAGAGUGUGGAAAGAGCUUCAGUCAAAAAGGAAGUCUUAAUCUACAUCUAAAAACCCACACAGGGGUGAAGCCACAUGAAUGUGUGGAGUGUGGGAAGAGCUUCAGUCAAAGAGGAGGCCUUAUUUCACAUUUAAGAACUCACACAGGGGAGAAACCAUAUAAAUGCAUGGAGUGUGGAAAGAGCUUCCGUCAACAUGGACACCUUGUUUCACACCAAAGAAUCCAUACAGGGGAGAAACCAUAUAAAUGUAUGGAAUGUGGAAAGAGCUUCAGGGAUAGUGGAAAAUGUAUUUUACAUCAAAGAACCCACACAGGGGUGAAGCCGUAUGAAUGUGUGGACUGUGGAAAGAGUUUCAAUUGUAGCGGAAGUCUUAAUUCACAUCUAAGAACACACACAGGGGUGAAGCCAUAUCAGUGUGUGGAGUGUGGAAAGAAUUUCAGUCGCAGUGGAAGCCUUUCUUUACAUCAAAGGACCCAUACAGGGGAAAAACCAUAUAAAUGUAUGGAGUGUGGAAAGAACUUCAGCUGUAGUGGAAGCCUUACUCUACAUCAAAGAACCCAUACGGGGGAGAAACCAUAUAAAUGCGUGGAGUGUGGAAAGAGCUUCAGUGAUAAUGGAAAACUUAUUCUCCAUCAAAGAACCCACACUGGUGUGAAACCAUAUGAAUGUAUGGAGUGUGGAAAGCGUUUCAUUCAGAAAGGAAGCCUUAAGGCACAUCAAAGAUCCCACACAGGGGAUAAACCAUAUAAAUGUAUGGAGUGUGGAAAAAGAUUCAGUCAGAGUGGACAUCUUACUUUACAUCUAAGAACGCACACAGGGGACAGACCGUAUACAUGCUUGGACUGUGGGAAAAGCUUCAGUGUCAGCGAUAGCCUUACUAAGCAUCGAAGAACCCACACAGGAGAGAAGCCAUUUAAAUGUGCGCAGUGUGGGAAGAGGUUCAGUAUCAGAGGAAACCUUACUUCUCAUGAAAGAAUCCACACAGGGUUGAAGCCAUUUACAUGUGUGGAGUGUGGAAAGAAUUUUAGUUGUAGUGGAAGCCUUAGCAAGCAUCAAAGAACCCACACAGGAGUGAAGCCAUUUCAGUGUAUGGAGUGUGGAAAAAGGUUCAGUCAGACAGGAAGCCUUACUUCACAUCAGAGAACUCACACAGGGGCGAAACCAUUUAAAUGUGUGGAGUGUGGAAAGAGUUUCAGUGUUAGAGGAAACCUUACUUCACAUCAAAGAACCCACACAGGGGUGAAACCAUUUAAAUGUAUGGAGUGUGGAAAGAGCUUUAGUCAAAGAGGAAACCUUUCAUCACAUCAGACAACCCACACCGGGGAGAAGCCACAUAAAUGUGUGGAGUGUGGAAAGAGCUUCAGUUAUAGUGGAAACCUUACCUUGCAUAGAAGAACCCAUACAGGGGAGAAACCAUAUAAAUGUAUAGAAUGUGGAAAGAGCUUCAGUCAAAGAGGACAUCUUACUUUACAUCUAAGGAUCCACACAGGAGAUAAACUAUUUAAAUGAAUGUGUGUGUGUUUUUAAACAGGAUUAAGAGAGCAUUACUUAAUGAGCGAAGGUCUAGUUUUCUGUUCACUGCUGAGUAGGUAUGACUUAACUGGGUGUACAUUCAUGAGAGCAAGCAUAGUACCCAAUAGAGUUGUAGUCCUAAGUAUUAAAAACUGCAGUAUUUAAGUGUCCACUAUUUCUUUGCAAAGGAGGAGUAUAGGGAAAGAUCCAGAACAGGUGGACGCCACACAGCUUUUCCCCCAUCAGAGGAGCAGUUGUGACACCAGCCAGAAUUCCUUCUGAAUCAAAGUAAGACAUUUUAUUUAGUUAGGUGCUAUAUGCAAAACUGGAAUGCUUAACUAUCCACAGUAUGUUUGCAAGAGAGGAGUAUGGGGAGAAAACCAAAACUUUGCCACUCUCCCAUGACCUCAUUGGCUACACCCCCAUAGCAGCCCUACCAAGUCUCCUGGGCACCCACCACCGCUGCACAGGAGCACACUUUAAGGCUCCCAAUAAUUUCAUUGCAGCUACAGGUUUACAUGGGUGUGCCUAGGAGGAAAUGGUCUCGUGGGCCAGAUGACAAUUACUAUGGUUCACUAUGCCUCCUAUACUAGGACAGCUGGGAUGUAGUAAGCAUUAAUCAGGUAUAAUUUAGCAAUAGAAGAUGUAGUUAAUCUUAAUUGUGCAUUUUUUAAUGCUUGCAUGUUAUAGACUAGGGGCCAUCAACUUUUUUGGUCCAGUGGGCAUACUUGAAAUUCUGAGAAUGUGCUGUGGCGCCAGGAACAAAAAUGGCUGCCUGGGGGCAUGGCAUAGUAUAAAAUGGCAGUCAUUUUUAAAAGCCGGGAGAAGAGAGACGACCACAAAAAGGUGUGGGCCUGCCCCACACCAUCAGUGGGAAAAAACUCCCCUCUGCUCAGAAUGCUAGAGAGGGUGGGUGUCCAAUCCUGGCAUCCAAUGAAAUGUGGGCAUGCUUGAGGUGGCAUGUUCAGUGUAAAAGAAGCCAAGCCAGUGGGAAUAGGAAGGGAGCAGGAAGAGCAAACAGUCUCACGUACAUUGUGAAUUUUUGAUGGAAUAUAUACUCAGAUCUUUCAUAUGUGCCAUGCAAAGUGCUGGUGGGCACACCGGCACCCACUUGCACCACAUUGGUGAUUAUUGUAAUAGGCACUUGAUCUGAUGUUUUAAUACUACUUAUUUUGUACUUUAUUUUCCCUUGUAACUUUACUGUUGCGUGCAUAUGCUGUUUCCAUAUAUUUUACCUUCCCCAAGAUUUAUCUACGUAUGAUGUGCUAUUGAUUUUCCUUUGAUGUUAUUUGUAGAUGAUGCUUGAAUCUGUAAUAAAGUGA
Messenger RNA from Rhineura floridana, 3478 nucleotides. RefSeq names its product gastrula zinc finger protein XlCGF57.1-like. NCBI's taxonomy places the organism in Eukaryota, Metazoa, Chordata, Lepidosauria, Squamata, Rhineuridae. Gene Ontology annotation, molecular function: RNA polymerase II cis-regulatory region sequence-specific DNA binding; DNA-binding transcription factor activity, RNA polymerase II-specific. The transcript is spliced from 2 exons. Gene Ontology annotation, cellular component: nucleus. The coding region runs from base 174 to 2153 and encodes 659 amino acids. Gene Ontology annotation, biological process: regulation of transcription by RNA polymerase II. The record is from RefSeq and is a predicted model, not a curated record.